CCAGGAUCAAGCAUAUCCCAAAGCAGCAGAGAGGCAAAAGGCAGAAAGGAAGCGGGGUGACUGUCCUCGACUGCAGCGACUCUGCCUGUGGUGGGGAUUGUCGCUCGCCGCUGCCUGCUCUGCGGGUGGCAGACGCCCACUCGCGCCUGCCGUCUUGCUGGAGAUCAUUGCCCACUGCCAGCAGAUCGUGGAGAUGAGUGUGCAAAAAUCCUUCAUGUACGUUGGUGUGGAAGUUGAUGAUUUAAAGCAGUUUAUGCUAACAUGGCAGGUUUUGGACUGGAAGGAUGAGAGUGCUGCAAUAGGGGUGGUAAACUCCUGGCGGUACCUGGUCCUGGAUAGCUGUGAGGGUCAGAAGGUGCUCCUUGGUGAACAUUCUGAAACAAGAGAGAAGACAUACAGCCUUACAAAGAUGCUUAUUAGGAAGAAUAUUAUAUCUUUGGCACAGACAUUCAGCCUAGAUGACCUCGAUGAUGAGUUAUGCCAGGAAUCUUCAGAAAAUCAGGUUGCUUGUGCUCCACAAAUCCAUAACAAGUGUGAUUCAAAACAGCAUCCUUUAGCACAGAAUGCUGUUAAUGAUUCACUGCUUGAGAUGGUGGAAAGCCAGGGAGCAGUGGGAUGGAGAGAAGCGCAGGUACGAGUCGUUAUCCAGAGGGUGUACUGUUUGCCUGCAAGAGAAGCUUACAGAAGCCAUGUUCAAGGAAAGAAGCCUCUUUGUGCAACACCCAUCAUAAAUCCAGAUCCACCAAAUGUCAGGUUGUGCCUCCUUGUCCAGGAUGCCUAUGGUAUGUUCAGCGAAGUGCAGUUGCAAUCCCUGAGUUCUGCAGAUGACACUGAGCAGUAUUGCAGGAGAUGGGAAGGAAAAUUCUGCUGCUUAGCUGGAAUGAAAAUUCUGCAAAGAACUACAAGAGGAAGGGCAUUAGGACUUUUUAGCCUGAUAGAUAGUCUGUGGCCUCCAGUAGUGCCUGUAAAAGUUCCUGGGCAAAGUCAAGACUCUGAAAUGAUGACAACUAAUCUUCCUCCUCCCAGCUUCUGUUAUAUUCUUACUGUUCAGUCUGGUGAAAUACAUGUGGAAGUGGAUGAGGAAGAACAGGUUUCUAAUUUGUACCAGCCACCAGCUGUUCAUGGUCUACAGGAAAUUCUUCAGAUGGAUGGUUGUAAUGAACGUUGUAGCUUUUGGGCGCAAGUGCUGUAUCUAAGGCUGCAGACAAAACACAGUGUUCCUAUAAAUCAAAGAGAGAUUUUGUUGUUUGUGACUGACAGCUCAUUGCAAAAUGUGGUUCAUACCACUCCAAAAGUUGUUGCUGUGUCGGUCACUGCAUCAUGUGUUUUCAGUGCGGAAAUCACCGAAGCCCUCAGUGUUGCCUCACAACGCGUCUACUUCAAGGAUGCGCUGUGGGGAAAUGGUAGGAUUAUUUGUGUUGAACGUACUGUUCUCUUACUACAAAAGCCUCUUUUGUGCUCGGCUGCCGGUGCUGACCUCAGUGAGCUGACUGGCCCUGUCAGACUCGAUGAGCUGGAUUCUACAACACAGGCCAACUCCAUUUGUGCUCUAAGAGGUACUGUGGUUGGAGUUAAUGAGAGCACUGCUUUCUCCUGGCCUACAUGUGACAGAUGUGGCAAUGGAAAGUUGGAGCCGUGUCCCCAGGACAGAGGAUUGCUGUAUUGCAACCAGUGCUCUGAAGUUGUUGUUUCACCGGUUGUGAAAAUGCAGCUGGAAGUCUUCUUGAGUUGUCCAUCCCAACCUCAAAGUGUAAUAAAAGUAAAGCUGUUACAAAGGACAAUCUCUUCUCUCCUGAUGUCCUCUGCCUGUGAGGAUGGGAGUUAUGAGGUGCAGAGCGUGCUGGGAAAGGAGGUGGGGUUACUGCACUGCUACGUCCACUCCGUCAGCAGCCACCCCAACCGCGUUGCACUAGAGGAAAUCUUCCUGCUGGAAGCGCCUGCAGGACACUGA
Messenger RNA from Mesitornis unicolor (brown roatelo), 1951 nucleotides. RefSeq names its product scaffolding protein involved in DNA repair (gene SPIDR). Gene Ontology annotation, cellular component: nuclear chromosome; nucleoplasm. Lineage: Eukaryota; Metazoa; Chordata; Aves; Mesitornithiformes; Mesitornithidae. The record is from RefSeq and is a predicted model, not a curated record. The annotation marks the transcript as partial. The transcript is spliced from 13 exons. Gene Ontology annotation, biological process: double-strand break repair via homologous recombination; regulation of establishment of protein localization to chromosome.